This is a messenger RNA of Enterobius vermicularis (human pinworm), 219 nucleotides long. The record is from the annotation of a GenBank genome assembly. NCBI's taxonomy places the organism in Eukaryota, Metazoa, Nematoda, Chromadorea, Rhabditida, Oxyuridae.
AUGAUGCUGAUGAUGGUGAUCAAGAUGAACAUGAUGGUGAUUAUGAACUCAAUGAUACCAAUGCUAAAAGAGCUCGGCGAUGAUGACGACGACGAUGAAGACGAUGAUGAUGAUGAAGAUGACGAUGAUGAUGAUGAUAAUAUGAUGAUGAUGAUGAUGGUGAUGGUGAUGGCGACGAUGAUGACGACGACAACGAUGGGUGUUAUUUUCGAUUACUAG